This is a messenger RNA of Fibroporia radiculosa, 2007 nucleotides long. RefSeq lists its product as uncharacterized. The transcript has 5 exons. Bases 1 to 2007 code for a protein of 668 amino acids. Gene Ontology annotation, biological process: proteolysis. The record is from RefSeq and is a predicted model, not a curated record. Gene Ontology annotation, molecular function: cysteine-type endopeptidase activity. Lineage: Eukaryota; Fungi; Basidiomycota; Agaricomycetes; Polyporales; Fibroporiaceae.
AUGUUGUUGCUUAUGCAAGUCGACUUGCUUAGCCUUGACGUUUCAUCGCCCAAACCGGCCCCACGCUUCUUUGCACUCAUUAUAGGAAUCAACACUUACAAAGCUGACUCUAUCUCCAACCUGCUUGGUGCAGUUCCUGAUGCCGAUGCUGUUCGAGAUUUGCUGGAGCAGCUGGAAGCUCCAAGAUCCCAGAUUAAGGAUCUUCGUGACAAAAGGGCUACGCGACAUAGGAUUCUCCGCGAAAUCAGUGCGUUCUCGAAUGACGACCGAAUUCAGAGAGGAGAUCCCAUUUUGAUAUACUUUGCUGGACAUGGUUCGAGUACGAAGGCACCAGACGCUUGGGCAGUCGGAGGGGCUGAAAUCCAGCUUCUGAUUCCGUAUGAUGGUCAAUCGACUGAUGCGAAUGGUCGCGAAAUCCACAGCAUCCCAGAUCGUACAUUGGGUGCUCUACUGACGCAAAUAGCAGAUAAGAAGGGUAAUAAUAUCUCAGUCAUUUUUAAUUGCUGCCACUCUGGUUCUGGCACGCGUAUUGAUCGUGUCGACCUUGACUGCAUGGAAAGAGGCAUUGAAGUAAAGACGAGUCUUCCGGCCGACCUUGACAAACAAAUUUGGAACCAUCCAUCCAAAUCAUCUAAAGAGCGUGCAAUAGCAAUACCCGCCGGUUUCGCUCACGGCGGUCUUCAAUCCCACGUACUUCUUGCUGCAUGUGGCACGGACGAGCGUGCUAGAGAGGAAAGAGAAAGGGGGCUCUUCACGAAGGCAUUGAUAGAGGCCCUUAUGAGCUAUGGGACGGAUAAACUCACAUAUGCUGAUGUUAUCCGGCGAAUGUCGCGUUUGCCGAGACAGAAUCCACAAUGUGAGGGCGUGAACCAGAAACGAGUCCUCUUCAAUGCGAGGUGCACAGCCCGGCGACGUAUGCUCUACGAAAUACGUAAAAACGGUGACAAAUAUGUGAUGAAUGUGGGAGCAGCUCAUGGUAUCACUGUCAAUACCCGUUUCGCAGUUUAUCUGGACAAGGAUUCAUCCCUGAAAAGGAAUCCACUCGGCACCGUCAUUGCUCGCCGUACGAAAUCUUUCAAGACAGAAUUGGAAGCAUUCCCUAAGAGAUUUAAUUUCACGCUCGAGGGAGAGGGAUUUGCACUUCAGACUCGUGCAGGAGACGAGGAAGAUCUGAAGGUUCAUGUUGCACUGGAUGAAAAGCUUACUUUCAUCUUUCAAGCACUCGCUAAGGAGAUGCAAAGGACCGAUCCCGCGCGCAGAACCAUCAUUCCGGUCGAAAAAAAGGAAGCCGCUAAGCUUGACAUCGCGCUUGAGGACGGAAAUGUCGCCUUUUAUAUCCUCCAUUCUGCAACUUUACGGUGUGGGCUGACACGUAUGCCUCACACUGUCGAGCCAUCCGUCAACGCUGUACAAUCUGUCUUAUAUGCUGCCGCCAACUUCUACUGGCACCUCGACCGCAAGAAUACGAGUGGUAGUCUGCAAAACUUUGUCAACAUCGAGUUUAAGCGGCUUAAAAAGUCACAAAAAGUCGAUCGUUAUGGUUAUGAUGUCCUCCUCGCAGACGGUCCAAAUCUGAUUCGUUCCGACGUGAUGGAUUUGAAAAAUGUGAUGGAUUUGCAAGUCGAUGACACCGCACAAUACGGUCUCAAGAUCACCAAUAACUCGGCAAUUCCGCUGUACCUAGAUGCUCAAUACAUUAUUCCAGACUCGUGGUAUGAGCCCCCGGCUGCCAAUGGCAUUGUAGACCCACCUCUUAAAGGCAACAGCUUCUUCACCAUAGGCUACGGUAAUUCAGGGACGAAUCCGCGCGAUUUCUACCUUCGAGAGGGACAGAAGCUUGAUGUCGGGUUCUUCAAGCUGUUCCUCUCGACAGAAUAUGUUGAUUUAUCGCAUAUUCCUCAGCCGUCGCCCUUCGAUAGGGACCGCGCUUCGAAGCGAACCGCCCGUAAGCCUCAAGAAGCCUGGGACACCAUUCUAUUACCAGUAAUCCAGCGAGGCGCAUUCUAA